This is a messenger RNA of Micropterus salmoides (largemouth bass), 1006 nucleotides long. It is a transcript of the gene rbp7a, whose product is annotated as retinol binding protein 7a, cellular. Gene Ontology annotation, biological process: fatty acid transport. Gene Ontology annotation, molecular function: fatty acid binding. The transcript has 4 exons. Gene Ontology annotation, cellular component: nucleus; cytosol. The record is from RefSeq and is a predicted model, not a curated record. The coding region runs from base 141 to 554 and encodes 137 amino acids. NCBI's taxonomy places the organism in Eukaryota, Metazoa, Chordata, Actinopteri, Centrarchiformes, Centrarchidae.
AUUUAUACCUCCAGGUGUCUCAUAAAACAGCAUAGUCUCAGAUUCUUUUAGGAGCUCCUCAUCAGGAGUUUAAGGAUCACAUUUUCUUUGCGCACACACACACCAACAUCUGAGGAGGAGGAGGAAAAAGGUCAUCAAAAAUGCCCGACAACCUUUGUUGUACAUGGGACAUGAUCAGCAAUGUCAACCUUGAGGGCUUCAUGGUCGCACUGGGUAUCAGCCCUCAGUUGCGCAAGAUUGCUCUGAAGUUGAAGCAGAGGAAGGUGAUUGAGCAGCAGGGGGACCAGUACAUCAUCAAAACUACCAGCCCCUUCCGAAACUACACCAUCUCCUUUAGAGUGGGUCAGGAGUUUGAGGAGUUUACCAAGGGACUGGACGACAGACGCGUCAAGUCACUGGUGACAUGGGAGGGGAACAAACUGGUGUGUGAACAGAUUGGAGAGAAGAGGGACCGGGGUUGGGCUCACUGGAUUGAAGAUGACAAGCUACAUCUGGAGCUGUACUGUGAAGGACAAGUCUGUAAACAGGUUUUUAAGAAGAAAGAAGUGAAGUGAAGCGCAAUGAACAUUUUUCUGUGAAGUUACUCUGUGCUGAAAGGCAUCAUGUGAUCGACCACUCUAAACCCUAAAACCACACUAAAAGUUAAUGUGUCAUUUUCUCUGUAAUGUGACUUCACAUUAGAAAAUGUCUUUCCCGUCAGGGUUGGGAUUUACACCGCUAGAUGGCAUCACUGCAUUACUUUUGGCAGAUAACAUCGAAGGUUACUUUCAGCUGAGAAAAGAAAAAUGUUCAUGCAGGCUCUGUUUUGUGCAAACAUUUUGUUUCCUUCUAAUCUCUAUUGUCUGAUUUGACAAAUUUGAGUUACCACAUGUUCUUUGCUCCGGCUUGUGCUGUCCUGACAUUCCCUUGUAGAUACAUUUAUACUCAAUGUACAGAAACUGAGGCGUAGUAUAUUUGGAAUACAGAUGUAUAUGAAUUAUGUAUAAUACAGUGUUUUUUGCAAGAA